This is a messenger RNA of Zeugodacus cucurbitae (melon fly), 2972 nucleotides long. Its product is annotated as zinc finger protein 569. Bases 170 to 2491 code for a protein of 773 amino acids. NCBI's taxonomy places the organism in Eukaryota, Metazoa, Arthropoda, Insecta, Diptera, Tephritidae. Gene Ontology annotation, cellular component: nucleus. The record is from RefSeq and is a predicted model, not a curated record. The transcript is spliced from 5 exons. Gene Ontology annotation, molecular function: DNA-binding transcription activator activity, RNA polymerase II-specific; RNA polymerase II cis-regulatory region sequence-specific DNA binding; zinc ion binding. Gene Ontology annotation, biological process: regulation of transcription by RNA polymerase II.
CUUGCAAAUAGUUAUCGAUAAAGAUUAAAUUCGUUAAUUUACACCUGAGGGCAUAAUUGGUCGUAAUAAAACUAAAAUAUAGUUUUACAUUAUGAAGAUUUCAAGAUAAAAAUAGUUAAAAGAAAUAAUAUGAUCCCACCCCUUGUGAUUUAAAUAGUAAUAAAAUAUAAUGGAAACUGUGAAUAAAGUACAUGUUGUUGUGAACCCAAACCACAUUUGUCGGAUAUGUUUACAAGAAAAUGUUGAAUUGUAUUCUAUUUACCAAGAAACGCAUAAAAGUGGUGUAAGUAUAGCGCAUAUAAUAUCCGAGUGUUCGCGAUUUCCAGUCAUAUCAACUGAUAACAUAUUACCACAACAAAUCUGUUCGUGCUGUAUGGGCAACGCACGGGAUGCUUAUGACUUUAAACAACGAGUGGAAAAUGCCUAUAUAUCAUUAAAAGGCCUAGAAAAUGAUGUAUUUCUAACUAUUAACAAAAAAGAACACCGAAAUAUUUCGUUCAGUGAACGAAGGGAUUAUGGUACACAGACUGAUAAGCUGAGCUUACAUCCAUGUGAAAUGUGCGAAAUGAAAUUUUUUGAUUUGAUGGAAUUGCGACAGCAUCGAAAACAAGUGCAUCACAAUAGUAAUUUGCAAUGUCGUAUAUGUGGUAUACGCUUCGAACGUAUUAGCCAAUUGCGAAGUCAUUUAGUUCACAAGCAUCCCAGUGUAGGUAUUGUAUUGGAUACACAAUGUACAAUAUGUCGAAAGCGUUUUUCACGCAGAGAACAUUUAAAUCGUCAUAUGCGUAAUGUCCACCACCAACCUGAAGAAGCUGCAAGUCCUAGGGUGUCGCUAAAGGAACCGGAAAUUGAGCUUUCAACUCAUAUAUCCCAAAAUAAUGAAGAAAAUGAAUUAAAAUAUAUGGAAACGAAAAGUUCGACAAUAGAUACACAGAAACCGGAAAUUUUCCUUAAGUCUGAGAAAAUGUUUAAUGCCAUCGAUAAAGAUAGCUUUGUGGGUUCUUCUCAUUUUCUUGAAUGUGGGCAAGACGUAGCAGAUGAAGUCGAGAGCGCUAUUAAUAUGGAUACCAACCCCAUUUCUAUUGAUGACGAAGAGCACAAUGGGGUGGAAUUUCCGGAAGAUAUAUUACCUCAAUUGAAAUUAGAGAGUGAAACUGAUAUCAAAGUGAAAUGUGAACUGGACGGAUCAGUGGAUGAUUUCGACAACAUGCGUAUGUCGCCCGAUUGGGAUCAAUGCAGUUCACCAGUAUCAAAUAUUGGCAUAAAGAAAGAAGCUGGAUUAAUAAAUGACCGAGAUAUAGAAAAUUCAAGUGUCGUGAGACGAAAGUCAAGCAAAACUGAAGACCGGGAAGAUGACGCUGCCGAACGACGCCGAAUCACAGAAGUUGUUGAUGAAUUUCUUGCACAAAAUUCUGCUGUGGAUCAAACUGCAAAUUCUGAAAAUAGAUGCACAAAGUGCCAGCGUACCUUUUCGCGUCAUUGUCAUCUACGUCGUCAUAUGUUAACCCACGUCGAGGAGAAAGCGCACGCAUGUAGCUUUUGUCCAAAGCGAUUUGCGCGAAGUGAUCACUUAAAGAAACAUAUUAUAAACUUGCAUCAAACGAAAGAAUUUAAAUGUGAUCAAUGUAAUAGCGCAUUCGCACGUUCUGUAGAUCUGACAAAGCAUAUAGAAACGCGUCAUGGUAGUGAUCCUCAGGCUCAUAAGGUUCACAAUUGUGAAUAUUGUGGGAAAAAGUUUACAAGUCGAACGUACCUUCGUAAACAUGUACUGAUGCAUACCGAUCGCGUAUUUGCUUGCAAAUUUUGUGAAGACACUUUUAAGGAACGCAAAGCUUUGCGUGAACAUGAGAAGGGUCAUCAUAGUGAUCGUCGAAAUUUUCUUUGUUCAGUAUGUGGUGAAAGUUUCGUACGCAAUGAUUAUCUGCGUGUACAUAUGCGGCGUCAUAAUGGUGAGAAACCAUACAAAUGUCAAUACUGUGGAAAGGGCUUUCCACGUGCCACCGAUGUUAAGAUACAUGAAAGAUAUCAUACGGGUACUAAACCUAACUUGUGUAAUCUAUGUGGCAAAGGAUUCCAUCGUGUUUACAAUCUUACCAUUCACAUGCGAACACAUACCGGAGAACGGCCUUUCAAAUGCGAGGAAUGUGGCCGUGGAUUUGCUCAAAGCAAUGAUUUAAAAGCUCAUAUUCGACGACACACAGGUGAGCGCUUCAAAUGUUCUGAAUGCGAUGCAGGAUUUCUGCAAAUGUAUGCACUACGGCAACAUGCACAUGCAGUUCAUGGUAUAUACAUGGAGCCUGCAACGGGUCGUUUACAGAGAUUCGCCCCUGGUGAAACGUCGGCACCAGUUGUGGGAUCAAUUGACACCAAUGAUAUGGUACAACCGCUAGGAGAUCAUAUAGAAAUAAUGCAACAACAGCAACACCAGCAAAUAGCGCAAGCAGAAAUGACAAGUAGUUCUGUUAUACCACCUGCGUCUUCUUCAGUGUAAGAUCAAAUUUUAGUUACCCACGAAGUCAGUUGAUGUGACAAGAAUUGUCGAUCUCAUGAAGGCUGGUUCUACCGUAAACAGAUCGACUCGCUGAACAGUCAUUUUAGCAAUUUCCUUACUGUAAAAGGAAGAAAAGAAAAGAAAAAAGAUUAUAAGAUAAUUACUGCUUUAAAUAUAAUUUUUAGUGCACGUGAGUUAAAAAGUGAGUUAGUUAUAAACAUUCUAACUUAUAUUUUAUUUCCAAUUUAAUUGUAGUGAUUAAACAAAUUUCUGACUACCUAAGUAUAUUGUAAAUAUAAAAUUCGUCAGUACAUUUUUAUAACGGCAGUUAUCUAUCAAUAUCACCAACUUGUGCACAGCCUUAACAUUAGAAGAAUAUCGCUACUACCACAGGGAAAAACUGAAACUUUCUCUCUUUGAAGACAAUUUCAAAAUAAAAGAUUGUUCACUGUCACAAAUACUGAACUGUUCAUAUUAAAAA